AUGGAGGACAGUAGCAAUACAAUCAUACCCUCACCCACUGACGUGGGGGCGCUAGCAAACAGAAUCAACUUUCAAACCAGAGAUGCCCACAAUAAAAUCAAUACCUUCAUGGGCAUAAAGAUGGCCAUCGCCAUGAGACAUGGCUUUAUAUACAGACAGGGUAUUCUGGCGUACUAUUAUGUGUUCGAUGCCAUCGAGCAAGAGAUAGAUCGCCUACUGAAUGACCCCGUAACGGAGGAGGAGCUGCAAACUUCGACCAUUCUGAAGCAGUUUUGGCUCGAAGAUUUUAGAAGAUCUACGCAGAUCUAUAAGGACCUGAAGCUGCUAUACUCAAACACGUUUAAAAGCACAGAAUCAUUAAACGAAUUCCUGGCUACGUUCCAGAAGCCACCGCUACUACAGCAGUUUAUCAAUAACAUCCACGAAAACAUACACAAGGAGCCAUGCACCAUUCUUUCUUACUGUCACGUUCUGUACUUGGCGCUUUUCGCCGGCGGCAAGCUAAUACGAUCGAAUUUGUACAGAAGACUGGGGCUCUUCCCCAACUUCGAGAAGCUAUCACAGAAGGAACUGGUCAAAAAGGGCACAAACUUCUUCACCUUCAGCGAUCUGGGUCCCACUGAAGAAACACGCUUGAAAUGGGAAUACAAGAAGAACUAUGAGCUGGCCACCAGGACGGAAUUGACCGAAGCACAAAAGUUGCAGAUCAUUAGCGUCGCAGAAGGCAUUUUUGAUUGGAACUUCAACAUCGUUGCAGAAAUUGGAGAGUUGAAUCGUCGCGAGUUAAUGGGCAAGUUCAGCUUCAAGUGUAUUACGUACUUGUACGAAGAAUGGAUGUUCAACAAGGAUUCUGCUACUAGAAGAGCACUCCACACGGUCAUGCUGCUGGUGCUUUCUAUUAUCGCGAUCUGGGUUCUUUACUUCUUGGUAAAGAGUUUUCUUAGCAUAGUAUAA
Messenger RNA from Saccharomyces cerevisiae S288C, 954 nucleotides. It is a transcript of the gene HMX1, whose product is annotated as Hmx1p. The transcript has a single exon. The record is from RefSeq and is marked reviewed. NCBI's taxonomy places the organism in Eukaryota, Fungi, Ascomycota, Saccharomycetes, Saccharomycetales, Saccharomycetaceae. Gene Ontology annotation, biological process: heme oxidation. Gene Ontology annotation, molecular function: heme oxygenase (decyclizing) activity. Gene Ontology annotation, cellular component: endoplasmic reticulum membrane. The coding region runs from base 1 to 954 and encodes 317 amino acids.